AUGGCGGCGUUCGGUGUCAGGUUUGAAAGCGCCAGCCGUAUCGAAGAGCGGAAGGAACAGACGCGGGUGGCCCGGGCCGAGGUGUUGCGGCAGGCCAAAGAUAGUUUUGAAAAAGAACAAAGGCGUAAAGAACUGAAGCAACUUCGAGGUGAGGACACAUGGAUGCUGCCUGAUGUCAGUGAGCGAAUUGAGCAGUUCUCACAGGAACAUUCUGUGAAGAAAAAGAAGAAAAAGGGCAAGCAUUCAAAAAAAGAGAAGAAAAAGAAGAGCAAGAAACAGAAAUGUGAAAAACAGAGUGAGUCGACUGACAGUUCCUCAAGCUCUGAAGUUGAGUGGGUUGAGGCCCAACCCUCCCAGACACCUGACAAAGAAAAGACCUGGAAAGUGAAAGACAAAAGGCCAGAAAAAGAAUGUGACAGCCAUGUUAUUCAGCGGGAUGAGUGGAUGACUGUUGAUUUUAUGUCUGUUAAAACUGUGUCCUCAUCAACACUCAAAGCUGAAAAGGAAACACUACAGAAAAUAGAGCAGGAGAAAGCCCAAGCGCUGCUGCAGUCCACACUUCUAGAAAGAGAACUGAAUCCAUACUGGAAGGACGGUGGAACAGGUCUCCCAUCAGAAAAUUGUAUACCCUCAGUUACUAAAGCUACAGGAGUAGAGGAUGGUGGAUUAAGCUGGCUAAAAAAGUCUUAUCAAAGAAUGAAGGAACAAGCGCAAAAAGAAAACAGAAAAUUUGAAGAUAUUGUAGCUGAAAAAUAUGGAUCAAUGGAAAUAUUCCAGUCAAAGUUAAAAGAAGCUGAAAAGAUUGCCUACAGAAGAGAAGACUGUGGAUGGGAGCGGUGGAGGAAGCCUGCGCUGUCAGACAGAGGACAGUGUAGUCAAGUGGGUGGCACACCGGAGUUAGGGACAUUGGAACAGUGCGCAGAGGGCAGACAUUCCGAGACAGAGCUUGCACACAGCGGCAGCAACUGUCCAUUGCGUGGUCUUAACACGGGGAAGAGAUCUGGGUCUUUAGAAACCUGUAGAAGAGAAUCUGCCCUAAGAAAAAGCCAAGAAUAUUCUGGAAAUUUGAGACCUAAAUUCUUGAAACCCUCUGAUGAGGAUGAACUGUCAUCCCGCAGCAAGAGAAGAAAUUUUGAACCAUCUACUUUAUCUUCUACAUUAGCGGCUCGGACUCCUUUACAUCGUGAUUUUCGAAAACCCCCAGAGAGCAGUGAAGAAAGUUUGACAUCCUGGAGCCUGUCUGGUAGGCGAGAAGGAGACAGGAAGCACUCAGAUCAAAAGCCGUCGGAACCCUGGAGUUGCAGUGAUGAUCAGCACUCUGCAGGAGACAAGAGAGAACAACUUCAGGCUGAGAGCGCAAGGGCUGACUCUUCAGGAAGAGGACAUCCGCAGGACACAAGUCCAGGGGCAGAGUUCACCCAUAUCUUGAAUAUUGAUGAAAAGAACAAGUUGGGGGCCAGGAUUAUCAAAGCAGAGAUGAUGGGGAAUAUGGAAUUAGCUGAACAUCUUAAAGCCCAACUUGAAGAGGCAAACAAAUUUAAAGAAACCGCUACACAGAUAGCAGCAAAAGGAUCAAGGGUAGAGCAUGAAGAUGAACAGGAAGUGAUCCUUACUAAAACAGAUGAGUCUGGAAGAGUAUGGCCUAUGAACACCCCGAAAGAAACCCUGGAUCUGAAAGCAAAAAGAACGAACAGAGGAAGGGUUCCAACCCAUGAGGGUAAAGAAAGGAUCCGAUACUUUCCUGAUGAUGAUCAUCUGUGUCUCAAAGAUUUAGUCAAGAAUGAGAAGAUGGGAACAGAUACCAAUCAAAACAGACUUUUCAUGAGAAUGGCAUCUAAGUUUAUGGGAAAAUCAGAUGGAGACUAUUAUACUUUGGAUGACAUGUUUGUCUCCAAAGCAGCUGAGAAGGAACAUCUUGGUAAAGAGGAAGAGAACCAGAGGAGAAGAGCAAUAGCUGAGCACCAGAGUCUUGCUGCACAAAUGGCAAAAUGUUUGUACUGUUUUGACAGCGCCCAGUUCCCUAAGCACCUUAUUGUUGCAAUUGGUGUGAAGGUUUAUUUAUGUUUGCCCAAUUGUCGGUCUCUCACUGAGGGCCACUGCCUCAUCGUUCCUCUGCAGCAUCAUCAAGCAGCCACUGUAUUGGAUGAAGAUAUCUGGGAGGAGAUUCAGAUGUUUCGGAAAUCAUUGGUGAAGAUGUUUGAAGAUAAAGGAUUGGAUUGUGUCUUCCUAGAGACUCAUAUGGGCAUGAAGAAACGGUACCACAUGGUUUAUGAGUGUAUCCCUCUCCCAAAGGAAGUGGGUGAUAUGGCUCCCAUCUAUUUCAAGAAAGCCAUAAUGGAAUCUGAUGAAGAAUGGUCCAUGAAUAAGAAGCUGAUUGAUUUGUCUUCAAAAGAUAUUAGGAAGUCUGUGCCCAGAGGCUUGCCUUACUUUGCUGUAGACUUUGGCCUUCAAGGAGGAUUUGCCCAUGUCAUUGAAGAUCAACACAAAUUUCCUCAUUACUUUGGAAAGGAAAUCAUUGGUGGUAUGCUGGAUCUAGAGCCCAGGCUCUGGAGGAAGGGGAUUCAGGAAAGCUUUGAGGACCAGAGGAAGAAAGCGUUGCAGUUUGCUCAGUGGUGGAAACCGUAUGAUGUCACCAAAAGUAAAAGCUGUUAAAUGUAUGUCAUGCAUCAUUUCCUCUGCUGAGCCCAUUCACGUUAUGCCAGUUACUUCUACAAAUAACUGUGCCUUGGGCCCCAGGGAAAGCAACAGCAGUGGCGCACUCUCAUUAUGACAUCCACAUGGGUCAAGUUGUUUUUUAACUUGACUCCUAGGGACUUGAUUUGGGUGAUUGUGGAGUAACAGCAAGUAUAUCAAGAUUAUCGGCUCACAUUCCUUUCUGUGUCUACUUCUGACUGUUCCAAAUUACUCGCUUACUCUAGAGAAGGAGUUGUUUCUGGAGGUCUAGCAUGGCUUCAGGGGAAAUUGGGUCUGCUUCCAGGUAGAGUAUGUCACCUGGUCUCUUUAAAAUAAUACUGGGUGUGUGCAGUACUAAUUGAAAUUUAUUUUCAUGGUUUUAUAGAAGUUUCUUUUUAUUUUUUACUAGUAGCAUAUAUCAUAUAGUGAUAAUAUAUCACUAUAGUAUCUUCACUAAAAAGGAUUAAAGGAUUAAAUGAUAAUGAAAAUAUGCGUUUUUCAUUUUUGGACUUUUAAAUAGUCUGAAUUUUGGUAAUCUUAAAAGUGAUUAUUUUAAGUAAUUCUCAGUUGUUUGGGGUUCAUGUAAAGCUAAAGUCUGUAGCCAGAUCACUGCAUCGGGUAUUAAUGUCUCAAAUGUUAAAGGUGUUAAGUAUCGGGUUGUUCUCGUGUUUCUACUUGAUUAAAUGCACUUACGUUUUCUUGUUUUAAACAUUUGGUUUUGAGAAAGCCUUGUAUUUGAAAACUAUGAAUUGUAGUAAGUCUUUAACAUGUUUUUAAAAUGUGACAUUUGUUAUAAAAUGCUAAUACUUAGAAUCAGUAGGAAGUGUGCUCCAGGGUACCUCAUGUUUAAUGGCAGCUUGUCACUGUUUCCAUGUUUGUUCUUUGUAUACCACAAAGGCAACUGAUUUUUGUUCUUUUCAAAUUUUACAAAUAUGUUGAAGCUUAAUGGUUUUAAUCUUCAAUAAUUAUAAGUUACAUCUAAGUGUGUAUAUGUACAUAUCUAGACAUUUGGUAUCAGAGUCUUUUCACUGUUAGCUUUGCAUUGAGUCUUAUGUUCAUUUUUUAAUCAGUGAGUUAAAACAUUUAAUUAUAGAGUACUAUUUAAGGUUGAUAGUUCAAAAAAUAUAAAUACUCCUGCCCCAAA
Molecule: messenger RNA, 3817 nt
Organism: Psammomys obesus (fat sand rat)
Lineage: Eukaryota; Metazoa; Chordata; Mammalia; Rodentia; Muridae
Gene: Cwf19l2
Product: CWF19 like cell cycle control factor 2
Exons: 18
Coding region: 1-2652 (883 amino acids)
Biological process (GO): mRNA splicing, via spliceosome
Cellular component (GO): post-mRNA release spliceosomal complex
Source: RefSeq, a predicted model, not a curated record